GUACACACGCGCGCGCGCACACACACACAGACAAAACACACAUCGACACCGACGCAGCGGGACUGAGUGGUGCUGUGAGCCCGGAGAGGAGGACUGAUGUCCGUUGGACGAUGGGACGUCCUGCGUUUCUGAUCCAAUUCUUGUAACUGAAGGACAGUGAGGCGUCUCUGCGCGGUCGACCAAUCACACGCUCUCAAGGUUGCUGUCACAGUGACAGGUCAGAGGUCAGAGGUCAUCAUGCAGACGAUAAAGUGCGUGGUUGUGGGCGACGGCGCUGUCGGAAAAACCUGUCUCCUCAUCUCCUACACGACAGGAGCUUUUCCUAAAGAAUAUAUACCCACUGUGUUUGAUAACUACAGCAGCCAGGUGACGGUGGACGGUCGGAUCAUCAGUCUGAAUCUGUGGGACACGGCUGGUCAGGAGGAAUACGACCGACUGAGGACGCUCUCGUACCCGCAGACCAACGUCUUCAUCGUCUGCUUCUCCAUCUCUAGCCCCGCCUCCUAUGAGAACAUCAAACACAAGUGGCACCCAGAGGUGUCUCACCACUGUCCCGGCGUUCCUAUCCUCCUGGUCGGCACAAAGAGUGACCUCCGGAACGACGUGGAGACUCAGAGGAAGCUGAAGGAGCAGAACCAGACGCCCGUAACUCACCAGCAGGGUGCCGCCCUCGCCCGUCAGAUCCAGGCCGCCCGCUACCUGGAGUGUUCGGCUCUGAACCAGGACGGCAUCAAGGACGUGUUUGCCGAGGCCGUGCGGGCGUUUCUCAACCCGCAGCCCGUCGUCACCAAGAGGCCCUGCGUCCUGCUGUAGGACGGAGAGAAAUGUCUUCUUAAUAUUUUUAUCUCUGCUUAGAAUUUUAUGUUUUAAAUUGAAAAAAAGGCUUAUGUAGUUUUUGGCUCCGUGUUGGAAUCACAGGAGGUUUUUAAAACUACAAACACACAAAAUGAUUGAUAUUGUGCAGUCGCCUCAGUAAUCUUCAAGACCUAGUGGGGUGCGUUCCAAUUUUCACAAACAUCCGCAAUUCACACAACAGUGGCUAAUGUUUUAGCAUUUUAGCUAGGUCAGCUCACGAACCUUCAUGGAUUUAUUUAGAUUUUAUGACGGUAGAAUUGUCAAAGAAAUGUUCAAGGAGUGAGUUUUUCUGCUCCUUUUUUCCAAAUAAUUUUUAACUUUUCAUAUCUGACAGUUAUUCAACUGUUUAACAAUGACGGUACUGAGAAGCUGACGUCCUGAGGGCUUUCCGGGAUCCAUGAGGACGUCCCUGCCCCCCACAUUCAUAAUCUGGAGACUUUGCAUUUGUACGUUUAUCCUUUUUUCCGUGUAGCCUACGACACGCCGCCACACUGAGUCUGAACGUGAGGAAAACUAGCAUGAGCAGGCUACAACAAGCUAGCUCCACCCCCUCAGAGCACUGGAAGUUGUGUUUCUUUAUAUAGUAAUGUUAGUUUAAUGUUUUGUAGUAAAAGAUAUUUUCAUCGCUCACAGAAGGUAUAAAAGAAACAAACAGAAUGAAAAUCCACUAGCCGUCAAGCACACGGACCUAGAAGGAUCUACACUUACAAAAGCUCCGGUCAGUACGUGUGGAAAAGUCUUGUCAAAGACCUCGUCCAGCGACUGGGCGGUGCUGGGCAGGGUGGGCGGUGCUGAGUCUCCAUCACUCACUUUCAUGUCCAUGUAAACGUUGACUUGAUGAUUGAAUGUGUUGAUACGUUUAAGAGUUUAAAAAUGUUUCGUACAAUUA
Messenger RNA from Solea senegalensis (Senegalese sole), 1744 nucleotides. RefSeq names its product ras homolog family member Gb (gene rhogb). Gene Ontology annotation, molecular function: GTPase activity; protein kinase binding; GTP binding. NCBI's taxonomy places the organism in Eukaryota, Metazoa, Chordata, Actinopteri, Pleuronectiformes, Soleidae. The transcript has 5 exons. Gene Ontology annotation, cellular component: plasma membrane; cell cortex; cytoskeleton. The record is from RefSeq and is a predicted model, not a curated record. Bases 238 to 813 code for a protein of 191 amino acids. Gene Ontology annotation, biological process: establishment or maintenance of cell polarity; regulation of cell shape; cortical cytoskeleton organization.